Ricinus communis (castor bean) is the source of this 2542-nucleotide messenger RNA. Its product is annotated as beta-galactosidase 17. Lineage: Eukaryota; Viridiplantae; Streptophyta; Magnoliopsida; Malpighiales; Euphorbiaceae. The record is from RefSeq and is a predicted model, not a curated record. Bases 146 to 2260 code for a protein of 704 amino acids. Gene Ontology annotation, molecular function: beta-galactosidase activity. The transcript is spliced from 19 exons. Gene Ontology annotation, biological process: carbohydrate metabolic process. Gene Ontology annotation, cellular component: vacuole.
AGGUAGGUACUGUCCAAAGGAAAGAAAAACGUUUCUAUCAAUUCAUCAACAGCAGUCAACAAAAAAAUGAGAGAGAAAGAACCGUCUACUACUUUUGAUACCCAACACUAGCAAAGCAAUUUAAUCCCUAAAAAGGCGACGACGAAUGAUCAGAGCCAAAAGAAACGACACUAAUCCAGUAACAAUGGUGACGAAAAAGAGAUCACAUCCUAAAACGACUCUGUUCUUAGCAGUCAUAAUUUGCUUGCUAGCUUUAGCAGUGUUGGUUCCAGUGGUCUUCGCUCCUCUCCCUUCUCUAUCUCACUCUCACUCUCAUCGUCACAGAAAGGUAAAUGCCAGAAGAAGCUUUGAGAUUAAUGAUGAUAUGUUUUGGAGAGAUGGUAAGCCAUUUAGGAUAAUCGGUGGUGACUUGCACUAUUUUCGAAUUCUUCCUCAGUACUGGGAAGAUAGGUUAUUGAGAGCAAAGGCUCUGGGCUUGAAUACAGUUCAAACUUAUGUUCCUUGGAAUCUACAUGAACCGCAACCUGGCAGGUUGGUUUUUGAAGGUAUUGCCGACCUAGUUUCAUUUCUCCAACUCUGUCAGAAGCUGGAUUUGCUUGUUAUGCUUCGACCUGGCCCUUAUAUAUGUGCAGAGUGGGAUUUAGGCGGUUUCCCUGCUUGGUUACUAGCUAUAGAACCACCUCUCAAACUCAGAUCAUCUGAUCCCGCUUAUCUUAAGUCGGUUGACAGAUGGUGGGGAGUCCUACUACCAAAGGUCACUCCUCUGCUUUAUAGCAAUGGGGGUCCUAUUAUAAUGGUUCAGAUUGAAAAUGAAUUUGGGUCAUAUGGAGAUGACAAAGCUUAUCUUCAUCACCUGAUCAAAUUGGCCAGGGAACAUCUUGGGGAGAGGAUAAUUUUAUAUACCACAGAUGGAGGUUCUAGGGAAACUCUUGAGAAAGGAACAAUUCGUGGAGAUACUGUCUUUUCAGCUGUUGAUUUCGCUACCGGUGAUGAUCCUUGGCCUAUAUUCAAUUUACAAAAGAAGUUCAAUGCCCCAGGGAAAUCACCACCACUUUCCGCGGAGUUCUAUACUGGUUGGCUGACACACUGGGGAGAGAAGAUUGCACAGACAGAUGCUGAAUUUACAGCAUCUUCCUUGGAAAAGAUUUUAUCACGAAAUGGUUCUGCUGUGCUUUAUAUGGCACAUGGUGGAACAAACUUUGGAUUUUACAAUGGGGCAAAUACUGGUGCAGACGAGUCUGAUUACAAGCCAGAUCUCACUUCCUAUGAUUAUGAUGCACCAAUUAGCGAAUCUGGUGAUGUGGAUAAUGCAAAAUUUAAUGCACUGCGGAGGGUUAUAGGGGUUCAUAGUGCAGCAUCUCUUCCCUCAGUUCCGCCCAAUAAUGACAAGACAGGAUAUGGACCUAUUCAACUACAUAAAACAACAUUUUUGUUUGAUUUACUUGAUACGAUAAAUCCUGCUGAUGUGGUUGAAUCCAAAAACCCAGUCUCAAUGGAAUCUGCGGGACAGAUGUUUGGAUUUCUAGUAUAUGUUACUCGAUAUGCUCCAAAGGUUGAUGGGAGUACUCUAUAUAUACCAGAGGUGCAUGAUAGAGGUCAGGUGUUUACAUUGUGCCCUUCUGAUGGUAGCAGUGGAAGGCCAGUGUAUGCUGGUGCAAUUGAAAGGUGGUCGAAUCAAAAAGUUCUCCUUCCUAAUUCCAAAUGUGCUUCCAACAUCAGCUUAUUUGUUUUGGUCGAGAACAUGGGCCGUGUAAAUUAUGGGCGGUACAUGUUUGAUAGGAAGGGAAUUUUGUCAUCUGUUUAUCUGGACGGUAGAAUUUUGAAUGGGUGGAGAAUGAUUUCACUUCCUCUUCACAAUCUGAACGAGGUGCCAAAAAUCAAUCCCAUCAUUCAAGCUGUACAUUCAACAUUAUCAACUCGCACAAAAUUAGAAGAUUACCCAAGGAGUUUUUCCAUAGAACCAGCAUUCUAUACAGGGUAUUUUUUUAUUGAGAAAGAAGACCAAGUUAAAGAUACAUUCAUAUCAUUCAGCGGUUGGGGUAAAGGGAUAGCUUUUGUAAAUGAUUUUAACUUAGGAAGAUAUUGGCCGUCGUUUGGACCACAAUGCAACCUUUAUGUCCCUUCUCCAGUCCUCAGGCAUGGGAAAAAUGUUCUGGUUAUUCUGGAGUUAGAAUCUCCUCAUUCAGAGCUUGUGAUACAUUCAGUGAGCCAGCCAGACUUCAAGUGUGGUUCAAGUAGAUUGAAUGUGCAUCAGCUCUAGUGCCACAUCGUAUACGCCAUGCACAGUUCUUGGAAGACGAAAAUGUUGUAACUGGACAAUUGCCCUUCCUUGCCUUUUAUGUCUGAAGAUCGAGCCCAUGCAUGAUUGUAACACAAGAGUGCACCGAUUGUGUAACAUGAAUAUAAGCAUUUGGCGGGAGGAGAACAAACAGAGUCAAGAGUCACUGAAGGGUGUUUUUCAUGUUAAUAGUCCUCUCGCUCACUAGAAUUUGUAUGCCAAAUAGAAUUGCAAUUUUUACAAGUUAAUGUUUAGUUACUUGCA